Molecule: messenger RNA, 2656 nt
Organism: Thamnophis elegans (Western terrestrial garter snake)
Lineage: Eukaryota; Metazoa; Chordata; Lepidosauria; Squamata; Natricidae
Gene: COG3
Product: component of oligomeric golgi complex 3
Exons: 23
Coding region: 70-2508 (812 amino acids)
Biological process (GO): Golgi organization; intra-Golgi vesicle-mediated transport; intracellular protein transport
Cellular component (GO): COG complex; membrane; cis-Golgi network
Source: RefSeq, a predicted model, not a curated record
UCGGCUUCCGUAGGCCGCCGCGGUUCUCCUUCCGCCUCGUCGGCGCUGACUGGCCGGACGGGGCCGAGAAUGGCGGCGGAGCGGCUGAGCUGGUGGGAGCGCCCCGAGCGGCCCUUGGCGCCUCUCAGCGAGCGGCAGCGGGACUCGGUGCUGGAAUUGCGCGGGGCCUCGCCGGGGCUGCCCCUCCCGCCCGAGCUACCCAUAGAAGAUUUAAAUAGCCUUGUCCAGCCAUCAUUAACAGUCACACUGACAGCCACAGUGCCAGAGUCUACAGAGAACAUUCUUUUGAAAGGAUUCUCUUCUUUUGGUAUGGAAAAUGAAAGAAUUGAAACGGCGCAGCAGUUCUUCUCGUGGUUUGAUCAACUUCAUACACAGAUGGAUCAAGAUGAGGAGACCAAAUACCAGCUGGCCAGGGCAGCUUAUUCUGGAUUCGAAGAGCAGUGUGAUGCCAUACUGAAUGAUGUGAAUUGUGCUCUCCAGCACCUUAAGUCACUGCAGGAACAAUACCUCUUUGUCUCAACCAAAACAGGAACUCUGCACGAAGCCUGCGAGCAGCUGCUAAAAGAGCAGUCGGAGCUCGUGGACAUGGCAGAAAAUGUCCAUCAGAAACUGUCCUACUUCAUUGAACUGGAAAAUAUUAAUACAAAACUGAAUUCACCUACGCUGUCUGUCAGUAGUGAAAGUUUCAUCCCGAUGCUGAACAAGCUGGAUGACUGCAUAGCCUACGUUUCCUCCCAUCCAAAUUUUAGGGACUACGCUGUAUAUUUGGCAAAGUGCAACCAGUGUCUUUCUAGAGCGGUGCAUCUUAUGAAAACAUACACGGUGAACACCCUGCAGGGCCUCACAAAUCAGUUGAUGAAAAGGGAUCCUUUGAUGGCUCCAAAUUCAGACAACGCCUUUACUUUGUUCUAUCUGAAGUUCAGAGCUGCUGCGCCCAAAGUCAGGACACUUUUUGAACAAAUCGAGCAGCGAUCUGAGAAAAUGCCAGAAUACCGGCAACUAUUAAAUGAAAUCCACCACUGUUACCUCAAUCAGAGAGAACACUUGUUGGGGCCUAGUAUUACUAGCACUGUCACAGAAUUAACUAACCGAAACAACAGAGAUCAUUGUGCUCUGGUGCGAAGUGGCUGUGCCUUCAUGGUCCAUGUUUGCCAAGAUGAACAUCAGCUCUUUGACGAGUUCUUCACAAAACCAACACCCAAAUUGGAUGAGCUGUUGGAAAAGCUGUGCGUGUCUUUAUAUGACGUCUUCAGGCCACUCAUCAUCCACGUCAUUCAUUUGGAAACUUUGUCUGAGCUCUGCGGGAUCCUUAAAAAUGAAAUGUUAGAAGACCACGUGCAAAACAAUGUGAAACACCUGGGCGCUUUUGCUGCUGGAGUGAAGCAGAUGUUGGAGGAUGUUCAAGAGCGUCUGGUUUACAGGACGCACAUCUACAUUCAGACGGAUAUUAUGGGCUAUAAGCCUGCCCCCGGGGACCUGGCCUAUCCUGCCAAGUUGGAGAUGAUGGAGCAAAUUGCCCAGAGCUUAAAAGAGGAAGAGAGGAAGUGGCCUGCAGAGGCUUCCUUGCCGGCUGCAAAGCAGGAAGAUCCAGACAGCUGCAGCGAGGUAAAACUUGAUACGCUGGAGCCUUGCAGUCCUAGAGCCCAUCACUCCGUGUCCCCUGCGGAUCUCCAUGGGAUGUGGUACCCCACCGUCAGGAGGACCCUGGUCUGCCUCUCCAAGCUCUACAGGUGCAUUGAUGGAACCAUCUUCCAAGGGUUGUCGCAGGAGGCUCUGUCGGCCUGUGUACAGUCCUUGUUGGUGGCUGCAGAUUCCAUUGCUAAAAGCAAGACUCAAAUCGACGGACAGCUUUUUCUAAUAAAGCACCUGCUGAUUCUCCGUGAGCAAAUUGCCCCCUUCCACACUGAAUUCACAAUUAAGGAAAUUUCGCUGGAUCUGAAGAGGACCAGAGAUGCUGCCUUUAAAAUCCUGAACCCCAUGACGGUCCCCCACUUCUUCAGACUAAAUAGCCACAACGCCAUCAUCCAGUUCUUACUGGAGGGCACGCCGGAGAUAAGAGAGCAUUAUAUCGACUCGAAGAAGGACGUGGACCGGCACCUGAAGCUGGCUUGUGAGCAGUUCAUUCAACAGCAGACGAAGCAGCUCGUUGAGCCCCUGCAGGAAUUUCUGUCAAAGGUUUCAGCCUUGACUGCAGUGGCUUCUCAGAGGGGUCCCAAGUACAAUCUCUCGCAGCAGCCUUGGGCACAACCAGUGAAGAUAAAUGACUUGGUGUCAUCAACCUACAGGAGAAUAAAAACAAAGCUGCCAUCAACCUUACAGAGCAUGUCGCUUUAUUUGUCCAACAAGGACACCGAGUUCAUCCUCUUCAAGCCCGUGAGGAACAAUAUCCAGCAAGUGUUUCAAAAGCUCCAUGCCGUCUUAAAAGAAGAAUUUAGUAAUGAAGAUCUCCAGAUUAUAGCUUGUCCAUCAAUGGAACAGGUCAAUCUCCUUUUGUCAGUAACAAAGUAGUCACCUGGUAGCCAAACCGCACAGCGCUGCUUCAUGCCGUCCAGAGUGGUUGGAGUCGGAACCACCUGGCUGCCCUUCGAAUGGCUUUUGCCUCUGUGCAUCCAACCUCUCAUCCCUCCAAGGAGGUGAAGAGCCACUGAGGCUGUUC